CCUUCAAUAAGGUCAUCCUCUGUAUAAGGACACAAGGGUUUAUUUACCAUGAAAUAUGAUGGAGAAGUGAGAUUCAAUAUGUAAACAUUUCUCAGUCUGUGGAAUCUCUAUCUGCAGUGAAAAAGUGAAAGUUCAAGGGUUAUACAAUAAAUUGGUAGAAAGACAUAAUCUUGCAACAUUAGGGAAAGCCAUAAAAUGCAGCAUUGCUGUUAGACCAACCUGAUUGCAGGUCUAGUAACAAACAAACAACCUCUCUUAUUUAAGAAGCAAAACCAAUUGUAUGCAAAGGUACAAAUAAACUGUAUGUACAAGACAAAAUUAAGGUCUGAAGGUGGUACUGCACUGUAAAAAUCAAGAUGAUGAGUCUUAAAUUGUUCAAGACAAUAGCCAUUGCAGUCAUUCUAGUUAAUCUUACGAAGGCGAAGAAAAACAUAAAUAACAUCAAAGAAGAUGUUGAUAAACUCCGCAGUCUAACCUCUGCUACGGUUGAGUUAGCGAAUGUUACAAACUGGCUGAAUGAAGGCACACGGAACAAUAUCAUACUCAUCACACCAACAAAGUUACAACAAAUCCAGGAAGUGAUCCAUGCUGCUCGGGGGGUUGGGUUAAGCAUCAGGGCAGGUGGAGCAACACAUUCUGCCUCAGCCGUCCUACACCCAGAUGAGGGCGACAUCUUUCUGGUGAUGACAUCACUUGAGGACACUUCUAGGGACAGAAUUAUAUUCAAUGAAAAGGCCAAAACAGUGAAUGUACUGGCUAGUGUUAUGCUACUAGAACUGAAUGAAUUCAUGGAGCAACACCAGGUGGCGCUACCUGCUAAUGCUGCCUUUGCAACUGUAACUGUGGCAGGCCUAGCUGCAACAGCUGCACAUGGUGGAUUCUACACUGAACCAUCAGUGUCCAGCUAUGUAACAGGGAUGACUCUAAUUGAUGGUCAAGGCUAUGUUAGACAUGUCAAUCAAGAUGAACAAGCUGAUAUACUCGCUGCCUGCAAGGCACAUAUUGGCCUCUGUGGCAUUGUAUAUGAUGUUACAUUGAAGGUUGUCUCCAUGGAAAUAAUGGAAUCAAUACAAGUCUCUAUCCCAAUGAAGAAAUUCCUGGAUGACGAAAUCAGGAAAGAUUUAGUAACAAACUAUCAUCAGCUGCAAAUAUCAUGGAAUCCUUUCUUAGGGCAUGCAACAGAUGAUGAUAAGGAGUACUUCCAAACACAUGGUAGGGCUCCUGAUGGUUGGACCAGUGAAGACGACUUGGUUGGUUUUAUUCUUUCAAAAAAGUUACCAGUGAAUGACAGUGAAGAUGCCCUAAACAAAGAAGCACAUGAGUAUAAUGUUACACUAGCUGAUGGAUCGAAUUAUGUUGGAACAGCUCAGUAUAAGACUCUCCCAGAUUCACUUAUUGCAAUUCCCCC
This is a messenger RNA of Owenia fusiformis, 1408 nucleotides long. The record is from the annotation of a GenBank genome assembly. NCBI's taxonomy places the organism in Eukaryota, Metazoa, Annelida, Polychaeta, Sabellida, Oweniidae.